Messenger RNA from Callorhinus ursinus (northern fur seal), 2845 nucleotides. RefSeq names its product glutamyl-tRNA synthetase 2, mitochondrial (gene EARS2). Lineage: Eukaryota; Metazoa; Chordata; Mammalia; Carnivora; Otariidae. Gene Ontology annotation, cellular component: mitochondrion. Gene Ontology annotation, biological process: glutamyl-tRNA aminoacylation. The record is from RefSeq and is a predicted model, not a curated record. Gene Ontology annotation, molecular function: ATP binding; tRNA binding; zinc ion binding.
AUUCCACAUGGCGGUGCUCCUGAAGAGGCUGCUGCAGUCGGUGAGGCCCCCAGCGGCCUUGGGCCGCCCCAUGGGACGGCGCGAAGCCAGCCUGGGCACUGAUCCCGGGGCUGCGGUGCGAGUGCGGUUCGCCCCCAGUCCUACAGGCUUCUUGCACCUGGGCGGCCUCCGCACUGCCUUGUACAACUAUAUCUUUGCCAAGAAGCACCAGGGGAGCUUCCUCCUCAGGCUGGAGGACACAGAUCAGACCCGCCUUGUGCCUGGGGCAGCAGAGAAUAUUGAACACAUGCUGGAGUGGGCAGGCAUCCCGCCUGACGAGAGCCCCCGCCGGGGAGGUCCUGCCGGGCCCUACCAGCAGUCCCAGCGGCUCGAGCUGUACGCCCAGGCCACGGAAGCGCUGCUGGAGUCUGGCGCCGCUUACCGCUGCUUCUGCUCACCGCAGCGGCUGGAGCUCCUGAAGAAGGAGGCCCUGAGGAACCAUCAGACGCCCCGAUACGACAAUCGGUGCCGGAACCUGAGCCAGGGGCAGGUGGCCCAGAAGCUAGCCCAAGGCCCCAAACCUGCAAUCCGCUUCCGCCUGGAGGGGGAAGCGCCAGCCUUCCAGGACCUGGUGUACGGCUGGAAUCGGCAUGAGGUGGCACAUGUGGAGGGGGACCCGGUCAUCCUGAAGAGCGAUGGCUUCCCCACGUACCACCUGGCCUGCGUGGUGGACGACCACCACAUGGGCAUCAGCCACGUGCUGCGCGGCUCCGAGUGGCUAGUCUCCACCUCCAAGCAUCUGCUCCUCUACCAGGCCCUGGGCUGGCAGCCACCUCGCUUUGCCCACCUGCCCCUGCUCCUCAACAGGGAUGGCAGCAAGUUGUCCAAGAGGCAAGGGGACAUUUUCGUGGAGCAUUUUGUGGCUGCCGACUUCCUGCCGGAUGCCUUGCUUGAUAUCAUCACCAACUGUGGCUCAGGGUUUGCAGAGAACCAGAUGGGCAGGACCUUGCCAGAACUGAUAACACAGUUUGACCUGACCCGGAUCACCUGCCACUCAGCCCUGUUGGACCUGGAGAAGCUCCCAGAAUUCAACAGGCUACACCUCUGUCGGUUGGUGAGCAACGAGACUCAGAGGCACCAGCUGGUGGGGAAGCUGCAGGCCCUGGUGGAGGAGACAUUCGGGAGCCAGCUGCAAGACAGGGAGGUCCUGGACCCAGCCUACGUGGAGAGGAUCAUCCUGCUGAGACAGGGUCACAUUUGCCGCCUGCAGGAUCUGGUCUCCCCGGCACACUCCUACCUGUGGACUCGGCCUGCUGUGGGACUAGCGCAGCUGGGCACCAUUUCGGAGAAAGUGGACGUGAUUGCCAAACGUGUGCUGGGGCUUUUGGAAGGACCCGGUACAAGCUUAACUCAGGACGUGCUGAAUAGCGAACUGAGGAAGGUAUCUGAAGGCCUGGAAGGGACCAAACACAGUACUGUCAUGCGGCUCCUCCGAGUGGCCCUGAGCGGACAGCUGCAAGGACCCCCUGUAGCCGAGAUGAUGGUAUCCUUGGGAGCGAAGGAAGUGCGGGAACGAAUACAGAAGGUGCUUUCCAGCUAGAGAGCAGAUGUGCAGGACAAUGAAGUUGGCCCUGGGAACCUGGAUGGGCCUGGAAACCACCUUCAGAGGGAAGCGGAAUGGCCUGGAGCCCAUCAGGAAGCUCGUGGAAGGAACCCCGAGUGGAAACAGUCUGUGGGUGCACAACAAGGGAAACGGAGGGGCCUGGAGCCCAUGGGGAAGCUCAUGGAAGGAACCCCGAGUGGAAACAGUCUGCGGGUGCUCACAGUGCAUUUAUGGAUUCUUCUCACCUCGUGUCUGGUUCGGACAGCAUGUUACACGGCACAGGUUAGGGGCUGGUUCACAUUCAGCUUAGGCUGCCAGACAGGUGGCUUAAACAACAGAAGAUUAUUUUCUCACAGUUCUGGAGUCUGGGAGUCCCAAGCUCAAGGUGUCAGCAGUUGCGGCUUCGCAGAGGCCUCUCUCCUUGGCUUGCCCGUGGCUACCUUCUCUCUGUGUCCUCACGUGGUCUUUCUUCAGGGCAUGUCUUGGCAUCUCUCCGGGUGUUCACAUCUCCUCUUAGAAGGAUAUGGGUCAGGUUGGAGUAAGGCCCACCCUAAUGGCCCAAUUGUAACUUAAUCACCCCUUUAGGGAUCCUGUCUCCACAUCCAGUCACGUUCUGAGCUCCUGGGGGUUAGGGCUUCAGCAUGAGUGUUGAGGGGAUGCAGGUCAUCCCCUGACAGUGAGGCAGCUCCCUGGACACGUGGGUCUCAGUUCUCGGGCCCCAUUGGGAUGUGGAGCAGGCAAGGAUGGCUGGUGCAUGCAGGGCUGAAACCGGACGGCAGACCCUUUGGGGCUUGUAAAAGGGGAAGUGACCGUCUGCCAAGGGUGAGCACUGCGUUUUAUACUGCUCUUUAUUCUUGCACUUGGGGCAUCCUGUGUCUCCUCUAAAGGUCACCUCUUUCUCUUUUCCAGUUCUCCAGGCCUGGUCCUUGGACUGGAGACCUUCGCCCUGCCUGUUUUACACCUUUUUCUUCAUAUCCACCUCUUCCUUCUGCCCAUUUUUUAAGUCAUUGUCUACAGGUUUCUGAAAUAAGAUGUUCUUUUUAUUUACUUAUUUUUAUUUAUUUAAGUAAUUUCUGUGCCCAAAAUGGGGCUCAAAUUCACAACCCCAAGAUCAAGAGUCUCAUGCUCUUCCAACUGAGCCAGCGAGGCGCCCCUGAAAUAGAUGUUCUUAUUGGGGUAAAUAGGAAUGGCUAAAGUGGAAGGAAGAUGGUGGCUGUCUAUAAAGACCGUACUGGAAAAAGAAUAAAUAAAAUAAAAAUUUGG